Molecule: messenger RNA, 3142 nt
Organism: Microdochium trichocladiopsis
Lineage: Eukaryota; Fungi; Ascomycota; Sordariomycetes; Xylariales; Microdochiaceae
Exons: 2
Coding region: 365-3028 (887 amino acids)
Molecular function (GO): glutamine synthetase activity; hydrolase activity
Source: RefSeq, a predicted model, not a curated record
AGAAAUUACCGGAGCCUCCGUGUAAUGACAAGCCCUUUUCCCUUACGCGUGGACUGGCCAAAUCGUGUUGUGCAAGCGGAUUGUGUAAGCACGUCACUGAUCGUCUUAUCGGUGCCGAGACCUGCAGGCGCGGCUUCCUGCAGCAGCCGCCCAAUACUUUACGCCUCCCUGCCGUCCCGCGAAUAAACUCAGUGCUACUUGGAUCCCUGCACGGACGUGACAGCGGAGGAGCCGGGUCAGAUUGAAGACGGGGACAUCGACCUCACACCUGUGCCUACAAUAACUCACCGCAGGGUGUGCUACAACGAGCACAACAGACGUAUCCUUUGCCAUUACCAGGCUCACUAAACGGAACAUCGCCAGUAUGCCGCCCCAAGAGAAGAACCUCGACGAGCUCGACAGAGUCAUCGACACAUGGCCCAUUAUCGACAACCACGCUCAUCCCCUGCUCAAGGCCGAGUACCUGGAUAAGUACUCUCUGCUGUCCAUUGCCAGCGAGGCACACGGCGACGCCCUGCCUGAUCAUAAGAGCAGCCUGCCUCAUCUGAGAGCCACGAGCCAGCUCGCGACGCUGCUUGGCUGUGACAACAGUUGGGACCAUGUAGAGGCAGCCAUCCAACAUGUUCGCAAGACAGAUCCGGAGGCAUGGACCAGAAGAUGCCUUGCGGGUAUCGAGACGCUGCUACUCGAUGACGGGCUAGAUGGCCCAGGAGAGGUGCAUGGUUAUGCGUGGCAUGAUCGCUUCACACGGAGCAAGUGCAAGCGAAUCGUCCGCAUAGAGACAGUGGCUCAGGACAUCAUCCGCACGCAUUGUGCACAAUAUCUGCAGGACCAGACACGGUCCAUCCCAGACCACGUUGAGCAGAUCUUCUCUCAGUUCCAACAAGCGAUCAAGCAGGCAGUGGAGGACCCAGAAGUUGUUGGCUUCAAGUCCAUUAUUUGCUACAGAAGCGGCCUUGACAUCUCCCGGCGUGCAAGUGUCGACAAAAAAAGCGUAGCGACUGAGCUUGCGGCCAUUCUUGAGGGCCACGCGAAUGGUGCCGCGCCUUUCCAGAAACUCCGCCACAGUCGUCUCAAUCAACUGCUCGUCCACGUGACCGCCUCGGCUAUCGCUGAAGGUGAAGGCCAAAAGAAGAAGCCGUUUCAAUUCCAUACUGGUCUUGGCGACAACGACAUUACCCUGACCCGCUCAUCUCCUUCGCACUUGCAAGAUUUCAUCCGGGACCAUCCCAGUGUGCCAAUUGUGCUGCUCCAUGGCGGCUACCCGUGGACAAGAGAGAUGGGAUAUCUUGCCACUCACUACGCCAAUGUCUACGCGGAUAUCGGCGAAGUCUUUCCCAUGGUGAGUCGCCACGGCCAAGAGUCGAUCUUGAGGCAGAUCCUCGAGUUGUGUCCUUGGACCAAGGUACUGUGGAGCACAGACGGCCACUGGUUUCCCGAGACUUACGUCCUUGCCACCAUUCAAGCUCGGAACGUAUUCAAAUCGGUUCUCGGAGACUUGGUGCACCUGGGUGACUUGAGCCAGGCACAAGCAAUCCAGCUUGUCAAGGAUGUCUUCUUCAAUAACUCAAACAAGCUGUACGACUUGCAUAUAGAGAGUCCAGGCGCUGUGCAAGCUCCUACCGUUGCAGCGCAGCAUACAGACCUCACAGGCUCUGUAGCUUUGUGUCACACUGAGCGACCAUCAUUCAUACAGCAGUUGCGCAACCUGGGCCCAAAAUGGCUCCGUGUAUAUUGGCACGACUACACCUCCAGCGCGCGGUGCAUGCUCGUGCCAAUGGGAAAAGUCUGGAAAAGUCUCGAGCGAGACGGACAAUUCUCUGUGGCCAUCACCAAGGCUUCUUUGGGAAUACUGCAAGUGGACAUGUGUGCACCUGGGGUAACUGGUACGGGAAUGUACCGAUUCAACGUGGACUGGACAACCAUGAAGGCAGGUCCGGUCACUGAUCAUGUUAGUUGCUUUGGGCACUUCACGGACGACGGGGCUGAGGUGCCUCUAUGCCCACGGACCUUGCUCCGCAACACUCUUCGCCAAGCCGCUGGUGCUGGCCUGUCUUUCCUGAUUGGCUUUGAAAUUGAGUUUGUCGUUAUGCAGAGGACGACCAACUCAUCUGGCAAUGAUGCCUAUCAGACUCUGCCGAAUGAUGGCCACGCAUGGGGCAUGUCCCGCGUCCUCGCCGACUGGGGCCGCGACGGGAGUUUCAGAACGGCUGUGGACGAGAUCAUGGAUGCCUUGGACCACGCAGACAUUUCGAUCGAGGCCUUCCAUCCAGAGAGCGCUCCCGGUCAGUAUGAGAUCGUACUAUCAGCCCUGCCGCCCAUGGAAGCAUGCGACACUCUUCUGCAUGCCCGGCAGAUCAUCGAAUCUGUAGUAGCACGCCACGAUUUCCGAGUCACCUUGCACCCAAAACCGUUCCCGCGGGCGUGUGGCACUGCAACUCACAUGCAUUUAUCAGUCACUUCUAAGAACGACGGCAGCAAAGCCGAUGCGGAGCGAACAUACAAACUCUUCUAUGGGGGCAUCAUGGACCACAUGGCGGCCAUCCUGGCUGUCACGUACCCCAGCCCGGCAAGCUACGAGCGCAUGGUGGACAGCUUCUGGGCCGGGGGGCGCUGGAUCACCUGGGGCACGCAAAACAAGGAGGCGCCUCUGCGCCAGUGCGAGGGCAGUCACUGGGAGUUCAAGACCAUGGACGGCCUGGCAAACCCGUACUUUGCGGUCACGGCGGUCCUGUCGGCCGGCCUGGACAGUAUACUUCGCACCAAGACGAGUGUGGACAAUUGGGGAGACUGCAAAGGGGACCCGGCCAAGCUGAGCGAUCUGGAAAGAAAAGAGCUGCGCAUUACCAAGAUGUUUCCUGCGAACCUGCCCGAGGCCCUGCGAGCCCUCGAAAAGGACCAGGCUGCAACCGGUUUCCUGUCCAGGGACUUUGUGGAGAGAUACGUAACGGUCAAGGAUGCCGAGGUUGGACUUUUGAGCGGACUGAGUGACGAGGAGCGGCGUACGUGGAUUAUAGCGAGAUAUUGAAUGGAGGUGGUAGUAUUGCACUAGGACGCGCUCCUCAAUGAUACCUACCACCAACCAUACAGACAAUGUCACGGGCAAAACGUCCAUCGGUAGCAACUAAGGUCUCUUCAAUAC